This is a messenger RNA of Cadophora gregata, 474 nucleotides long. RefSeq lists its product as uncharacterized. The transcript has a single exon. The record is from RefSeq and is a predicted model, not a curated record. Bases 1 to 474 code for a protein of 157 amino acids. NCBI's taxonomy places the organism in Eukaryota, Fungi, Ascomycota, Leotiomycetes, Helotiales, Ploettnerulaceae.
AUGCAUUCUGUCCCGGAAAGGUAUGCAGCAUGGAAAGCAGGAAGACAGUAUGUGCGACCAAGCGAGCUCAACAGGAGAGCUUUCCCUCCUCAAAAUAAUGCAAAGUAUUUUCGAAAAGUUGGAUUCUUCUACCCGAGUACCACAACUUCUAGAUACAAUCUAAGGCCAGAGAUUGGAGCAUCCGGGAGCGAGAGAUCAACCGCUUCCACCUAUAAAAAGGAACAAAAUCAGAUCGCCGCCUGCGUAGAGACGUUUUGGGCGGGUGACGUGCAGCCAUUCGACGGUAUCAUUGAAGAAUUCGAAGAGUGGCUUGCGGACAACCCACGGAUGGGCGUUAGAAAGCUCCAGCUUGAGCUAGGCCGAUGGGAAAUUGGUCUCGGAGAGUCUAAACCUGUCACCGAUAUCUCAUUCCGCAGUUUAUUCAUCCAGCACCUCAGACGAAAGAUGAGGAAUAGCUUGGCGAACUUGAGGUAG